This is a messenger RNA of Plutella xylostella (diamondback moth), 1502 nucleotides long. Its product is annotated as dynein regulatory complex protein 9. Gene Ontology annotation, cellular component: motile cilium; cytoplasm. The record is from RefSeq and is a predicted model, not a curated record. NCBI's taxonomy places the organism in Eukaryota, Metazoa, Arthropoda, Insecta, Lepidoptera, Plutellidae. Gene Ontology annotation, biological process: cilium organization. Gene Ontology annotation, molecular function: protein binding.
CUUGCUAAAUAAAAAUGAUCGUUGGUGGUCACACCACCAAUGACAUAAAAUUAUGCAUAAACAAAACUCACAUAUUUUUAACAACACACAAAACAGUGAUAUAAAUAAAAUUGAAAUACGCACUGCCAACUAAAAUAGAUAAACAAAAUAAAAUUAUAUCAUUUCGCCUUCUUCUGUAGAACCCUAUUGAAACAAUGAAUCGUGAUAGAAUCCUGGUAGUGGAGGAGGGGUCGUGGGGUCGCUCCACCACUUACCGAGUUGGUUCCGAGCCAGUAUUGACCACCAUUCUAACGGAAAAAGUUCCAAAGAGAGAUGAGGUGCUCAUACAAAAGCAGUUAGAGGAGUCUCUUGAGAAAGCCUUGGGAUUUCAAGAAGAGACCAUACCAGAUGAUUUGGUACUACCACCUACAGAAGAAGACCACUUUAAGUUGCCCUAUCUAGUAUCUUCUAUAAACGCUGCAAUACUCGAGGAUACGAUCCGUCAACUACAAAUCUUGGAUGAAUGCAACACUUCGUUGCGUAUACACAUGGUUCAGUCUGCAAUGGACCAAUUGCGCGCCAGCAAAUAUGGCGUACCCAAACCAGAAGUGAUCGAUGAACUGGAAGGCAUAGACAAGACAAAGCUGGCCUGCGACGAGUAUAAAAUGAACAAGCUUGAUGCUGAUAGGAAGUUCAUAAACGAAGUGGUCAAAGAUACAUACACUGACUUAUCAGUUUUUAACUCGUACAAAAGCCUUUCUGAUCAUGUCGCCAAGAUUCUGUUCCUGGACGAGUAUCGACUGACACUGGCUGAGGAUGAAGCUAAGAACCGAUUAGCCUGUCGUGAUGCGGCGAGGCAGCUGAGGCAGCAGCGGGUGCACCACAAGACCGUUGCAUACGAAACUGAUGCCAUCAUUGAUGAUCUCAAGACUCAAGUAGAGGACGCAUCGUUAAUGGCGUCAGUUCGUAGCCGCUAUAUCGACAACUGGCAGCGCGCGCGCACGGAGCAACACUUCCGGACCAUAGACGACAAGGAGUCUACGCCGACUGACAGCAUAGAGUAUUACAAACAGAGGAUCGAUAACGAGCAGCGGGUUCACACUGAAGUGGAGCUGUUGGUCAAUAUUGCUAUUAAUGAAACUCUGGAGAAAGUUGAAGAAUGGAUGAACAAGUUCGACGCAGACAUGGAAGCGAUGGACUUGGAAGUGCAAAAGAAGAAGCACGCUUAUAAAAACAUGCUGGAAAAGAGAAUAAAAUUAGAGGAGACGAUUGAAAAACACGAUCAACAAAUGAAGGACUGGAAACAAUUCAAGGGUGAUCGUGAGGAAGCGAGGCAGUAUGUGGAGAAGAUGACCAACUCAGCCGUCAUCGUGCAGGCGUGGUGGCGCGGCCUGCUGGUCAGACUGCAGCUCGGGCCGUAUAGGCCCAAAAAGAAACCGAAGAAAGCGGCGAAGAAAAAGUUUUUCUGAGUUUCUUCUUUAACUUCUUAUAGUUAACAAUAACUAUUGAACUAUUUUUUUGUA